AUGUCGAAGAAUAAUAAGAAAAGGGUUGCCGUGAGUUCUCAUCAAUCUCAGCUUGUUGACGAGAAAGCGAUGGAUACAUUGAAAUAUCGAAACCUACUAGAGGAUUUCUUGGUAUUGCAAAAGGAUUUUGUUUCAAAGAAGAGAAAAUUGCGGACAGUUGAGCAGAAGAGAGAUGUUCUUUUGGCUGAAGUUAGGUAUGUUCUUUGUACACUUGAUCUGUAUGAACGAUUCUUAAGACGGAGGCAUAAAUUUCUGAUGAAGAUGCAAUCCGAUAACCAUCAGCUGGAACAAGGUUCUAUUUCAGAGAAAGCUUCAUGCAUGGAAGAUCUUGUUCCUAGAAAAUCUUCACCCAUAGGAGAUCUAGAUCCAGGAAAAUAUGCAGCUAUGCAAUAUGAAGCGAAGGUUGUCGGGAAGCCAUUGAGAGUGAAUAAAAAGCCUAAGAACGGCUUAAUCAACGGCAAAAGCGUAGGGAAGAAGAAAAUUGUAUUGCAAGAUCAGGUGAUUUUUAACGACUAA
This is a messenger RNA of Dovyalis caffra, 516 nucleotides long. Lineage: Eukaryota; Viridiplantae; Streptophyta; Magnoliopsida; Malpighiales; Salicaceae. The record is from the annotation of a GenBank genome assembly.